Hemicordylus capensis (graceful crag lizard) is the source of this 3240-nucleotide messenger RNA. It is a transcript of the gene SGK1, whose product is annotated as serum/glucocorticoid regulated kinase 1. The transcript has 14 exons. The record is from RefSeq and is a predicted model, not a curated record. Gene Ontology annotation, biological process: protein phosphorylation. The coding region runs from base 425 to 2005 and encodes 526 amino acids. NCBI's taxonomy places the organism in Eukaryota, Metazoa, Chordata, Lepidosauria, Squamata, Cordylidae. Gene Ontology annotation, molecular function: ATP binding; protein serine/threonine kinase activity; phosphatidylinositol binding.
CAGUGAAUCACACCAUCACCUGAAGAAGAAGAAGAGCAAAAGGAAUCCACUCGCCUGCUUCGCUUCGGAAGCUCUCCGGAAGCAGGGCAGCAGAAGGCAGAGCAAGAUCUUUCUGGUUGGUUGGUUGCUUUCAAACUGAGCUUUUGCUACCUGUCUCUGGGCUUUCGAGCAGCUCCAUUGAUGUGUGUAAGGAAUGUUUUUGUAAAGGCAACUGGAAAAGGGAGACAGCUGCUGCUGCUGCGGCAGUAGCCAGUGCAGCAGAAUGAAUGUGUGAAGGCAAAGUCUGUGAGCAGUGCCUGUGCUUCUCCUCUCCUACUCUGUCUUCAUUCACCAUCUCCAGAAGGGACACUGUGGAAAACUGAUACCCUAACUAAGCAACUCCUGCACUGGAUCUAUCACUGUGUACACCUCCCGUGUGAGGAAAAUGGUCAACAAAGACAUGAAUGGAUUUCCAGUCAAGAAGUGUUCAGCUUUUCAGUUUUUUAAAAAGAGGGUACGGAGAUGGAUUAAGAGUCCAAUGGUCAGCAUGGAAAAGCAUCAGACAAGCAGCCUCAAAUAUCCGGGGUCCACUGUGAUGCAUAUACCUCAAGGGGAGCCUGACAUUGAGUCUCCAUUAUGCCAGAUGUGCUUCAGUGACCAUGCUUUUCAAAGAGGAGUUGUCCCUCAGGACACAGAGUCAUGUUCCUGGGAAGGCCACAGAAGCUGCAAAAUGAAAGAACUCUACAAUAAGGAAGAUCUGUUGGCUCAACCCGAUCAGGGAACUUUCUGGACUAACGAUGACUCAGCUUUUAUGAAACAGAGAAGAAUGGGGCUGAACGACUUCAUUCAAAAAAUCGCCACCAAUUCCUAUGCAUGCAAGCACCCUGAAGUUCAAUCUAUUUUGAAGAUCUCGCAGCCUCAAGAGCCUGAACUUAUGAAUGCCAAUCCUUCUCCUCCACCCAGUCCAUCCCAGCAAAUAAAUCUUGGUCCUUCAUCUAACCCACAUGCUAAACCAGCUGAUUUUCAUUUCCUGAAAGUUAUUGGAAAAGGCAGUUUUGGGAAGGUUCUUCUUGCAAGGCACAAAGCAGAAGAACAAUUCUAUGCAGUGAAAGUCCUCCAGAAGAAAGCAAUCCUGAAAAAGAAAGAGGAGAAACACAUCAUGUCAGAACGCAACGUCCUACUAAAGAAUGUGAAGCACCCUUUCCUAGUAGGACUCCAUUUUUCUUUCCAGACCGCUGACAAACUGUACUUUGUUCUAGACUACAUCAAUGGUGGAGAGUUGUUCUAUCAUCUCCAGCGGGAACGUUGCUUCCUGGAACCACGAGCUCGUUUUUAUGCUGCUGAAAUUGCCAGUGCACUGGGUUACCUGCAUUCUCUGAAUAUAGUUUAUCGAGACUUGAAGCCAGAGAACAUUUUGCUUGAUUCUCAGGGGCACAUUGUCUUGACUGACUUUGGACUCUGCAAAGAGAACAUAGAGCACAACGGCACAACUUCCACAUUUUGUGGCACCCCUGAGUACCUUGCCCCUGAAGUCCUUCACAAGCAACCUUAUGACUGGACUGUUGACUGGUGGUGCCUUGGAGCAGUUUUGUAUGAGAUGCUUUAUGGACUGCCCCCUUUCUAUAGCAGAAACACAGCAGAAAUGUAUGACAACAUCUUGAACAAGCCUCUGCAGCUAAAGCCAAAUAUUACCAACUCUGCUAGACACCUUUUGGAAGGCCUCUUGCAGAAGGACAGGACCAAGAGGCUGGGAGCAAAGGAAGACUUUAUGGAGAUUAAGAAUCACAUCUUCUUCUCCCCAAUUAACUGGGAUGAUCUCAUUAAUAAGAAGAUUACACCCCCUUUUAACCCAAAUGUGAGUGGCCCCAGUGAUCUGCGACACUUUGAUCCCGAGUUCACAGAGGAGCCUGUCCCAAACUCCAUUGGCCAGUCUACAGACAGCAUCCUCAUCACUGCCAGCGUCAAGGAGGCUGCUGAAGCUUUCCUGGGUUUCUCCUAUGCCCCACCCAUGGAUUCUUUCUUGUGAAUGUCUAUGAUUGAUUGUUUCCCCACCGCUCCCCGUUUUUCUUUAAAUUAUGACCCUUUUGUUGGCCUUCUGGUUGAGCUGCCAGACGUCCAGUCAUCUUGAAUAAGAAAGUUUUGCACAUCUUCCCUUCAUGGCAGCUUUGCAGCCUUAAUUUCAACUCUACUGCUGUUUGCUGGAAGCUUGUUUGUUUGUUUGUUUCCAUUGUUGUUUGUUUCGAAGAGCAGAUAUGACUCCUUUUAAAUGAACUUGCAAUACAUUUCACUUCUGGUUCUUCCCACCCACCAAAGUGGUGCUAUCUCCUUUGGAAAUUGAAGGAGGAGGAAAAACUGAAACAAAACAGCAACUGCUGCCAUAGACUGCCAUAGAUCGUAAGCAUUAGAACAACAUGCUGUGUGUGUUAGUUUUAAGGGUUGUGGGUUUUGUGUUCUUUUUUUGGAGAUAAUGUUCCGAAAAGCCUUGCUUGAAGAUCUUUCUGGAUGUGAUAAGGAUUUUACGAAAACGUGCCUUUUUUCUGAUGAGAUCUUGCAAGCUCCAAAGCUUUUCCUGUCAAGAGUGUUUCUUGAUUCAUGCGUGGGUUUGCUAUGUGGACAAUGGUAUGAGUGUGGUAUGCAUAUUAUGCAGAUGGACUUUAGUUCAGAAGCGUCGGUGUGACACUCGCGGGACACUACAAUGUGGGGCAUUGUUUGUUCCUUCCAUAUUUGGAAGACAAUAAAUUAAUAAGUGUCGAUAGUGAUUUUUUUUUUAAAAAAAAAAAAUGUAAAAAGUGUACAGUUAAUAACGAAAACUUUCAAGAUGGGCUUCGAUGACUUGUAUCUCAAAUGCCUGAAGAAGGCAUUGCUGCUAUGGAAAUAAUAUAUGUAAAUAUAAAUAUUUCUAUUUUUAGAAAGGGUUUCUAUGGACCAAAAUGCCCCAGCUGCAGUCUGUCAAAGCUGUUGGUUUAUUUCUUCUUUAUACGAUCUGAAGAGAAUCGUAUAAAUGGUUUUUUUGUAUAAACUGUAAAAUUGGGGGCAUUAUUUAUAGUUUGUGUUAUAUUACUUUUUUGUUUGCAUUCCAGGUUGUAUGUAUUGUAAAAAGACCUGUACAAUUGGUUGCAAUGCUAGAUGUAUAUUUAAAAAGGAAAAAAACACUUUAAAGGCUUAUAAUGUGUACCACCAUUGUAAUGUAAUUAACAUGGUUAUAAUAUGUACCACUUUUGUGACCAAAUUCAUUGGUUUGCAGUAAAAUCUUGGACAAUA